AUGCCCAAUCCGGACAAACGGUAUGGUGUAGCCGUACGUUUGUCCGACGAUACUGCCAGAAAUAAACCCGCGAAAAAGGGGUUUUUCUCGCAUUUUGCUACUUUGCCGAGAAAAAAGAAAAAUCAGGACGUAAUGAAAAAUGUUCACCGACCGGUGACGCCGAGCCAAGCCAAGCAUCGAAACGCGAGCAACGGAACAUGGAGCAGAAACUUCGACGCUCAAAAGAGCCGCUCCCAAUCGCUUCCUCGAAACAUUCGCUCUGAAGAUCUCGAGCGCAAUGAUUCCGACAUGAGCUACGAUCUGCUGGAAAGAACGAUCUUCCAACGUGCUCGUCAGACAUCCCAAGAAGUCGACAGACAAACUCGGCAAGGACGACAGGCUGAGAGAAGAUCUGGCAAUUCUACUCCUCGAUUUUCUCGACCAAGAAGCGUUGGGGCCACCCUUAAUCGAUCUGGCCAUCUUUCUGGCUCUGAUGGAAACAGAUAUCACUCGAAUAUCUCUUCUUCUGGACCUGAUACAGACAGGCGGACAGACACCGAGUCCUAUGACAGGCGAAAGAUGAAUAGAAGUCAACCUGGAGGCGCCAGGAGGAAUGUGGAGUAUGUCAGUGUUACGAAUGUGUCGCGAGAUGGAACUAUUGGAAAUACGAGCAUGCUGAGAAUGGAUGAUUCCAAAACCGGGGAGACCAGAAUUGAUGAGAUGAGCUCGGGCAAAGAAAUCAAGCGACAAUUGAUUCGUGCAAUGAAAGAGCUGAAAGAUCUUGGAUCCGUCGCCAGAGUCAUUGACGAAAUCGAUGAUGAAGAAUGGCUACUUAUGUUCGUUCAAGAGCUAGAAGUGCAAGUAAAACAAAUUAUCCAAAUCGAGCGCAAGAUCAAGCAGCUCAUCCAUCAAGCUCGCGAGGGCCGGACCGACUCCUACAACGAGCUCAUAAAAGGGAUGACGGUUCAGCUCAAGUCCAAGAAGCAAACCUUACUCGACUGCCUCAACGACAUCUUGUCCUACUUCCAUGAUCGUCUUCGAAGCAAAGACACUAGAACCUUCAAAUCAAAGCACGUCCACGGGAUGUUAAAAGCGAUGUCUGAUGCUGAAGGAGAAAACUCGGAUUACGGUACUUUCGGGCGAAUAAACCGACGACUGAAGAAACUGGCCCUCAAUCGCCCUGAAGUUCUCCAAGGAAAUCAAUCAAAAUGGCAAUUCGAACUGCAGCGCGUCUCAAGGACCGUGGAUGAAUAUCUUCGGAUGGCGAUGCCGCCGACCAUGAGCGGCUCGGAACUAAACGACUCGAUGAGCAGCAUGGGAACGUUGCCUCGCGGUGGAGGAACAUUAAAUAGGGCUGGCCAGAGUGCUAAUGGCGGCCACGUGCGUCAGCAUAGCGGCUUUUCCAGCGAUGAUUUCAGCAGAAAUAACUCAAGCUUUUCGUCGCAGACUCUGGAUCGCCGUCGCGGUCGGCCACAGCGGGGCGGCUGGGAUCCCAACCGGUCCAGAUCGCUGGAGCGGGGAAAGAAGGGCGAGAUGGACUCGAACUUGAGGAACGCCGAUUCGGGGCUGGAUUUGGACGACUCUGGGUCAGGAGGUGACACUUUGCCAGGCAGAGGUGGCGGUGGUCACACGACGAGAGGACGGCCGCGAGAACGCGCCUCGAUCAAGCUGUACGUCACAACGAGCUCAGACGACGAUGGCGGAUACCGCGCUAAUCAACGACUUCGCGAACAACCAACGGAACUUCAACGCAAAACGGAAGAAACCAAACAAAUGAAAAAACAUCUCGAAAAACUGCAACGCGAAAUUCAAGAGACGCGAAGUUCCAAGUCGGAUAAAGAGCGACAAUUGAAUCAAGAACGAGCCCGUAUUCAGAAAAUGCAGCGGGCGAUGGCAAACGGCCUGAGCGAAAAAGCCGACUUGGAAGCAGAACUGAUGCGUCUCCGCGAACAACUUCGAUCUGGCGAAAGUGGCCGAUCCAGAAACGUCGCAACGCUCCAAACUAGAAUCUCCGAAAUGUCCCAGCGAAUCCACGACGAUAAAAGAGAAAUUGACUUUGCGAACGAAAAGAUUGCCCAAAUCACUGCGGAGCUCAAUGGAAACAGAAGAACUAGCGAGCGACUAGAAAGAGCAAAGCACGAACUUGAAGAGCAGCUGAAUCAGUUGACGAUUCAGCUGAUGGCGGAGAGGAAGGAACUGAGAUCGCUGCAGAUGGAGAACCACAGAUUGGAGAACGAACUGAGCGAGGCGAGCCAAAGAUUGGAGACUGAAACGGAAAGGUCGAAAAGGACGGAAAAUGAUCUUCAGAAAGAAAUGUCCAAGUUGAUCGACAGUCUCAAGGAUGAACAGAACAAGAAUCGAACUUUGAAGAAGAAGGGCGGCUCGGCUGGGCGGGAAGUGAGCUCGCUAAAGGCGCAAGUUGAAGGGCAGAAAGUCAGACUUGAUGAGCUGCAGAGCGAGAAUACCGAGCUACAGUCGCAGAAAAGGAAGUUGCAAGAGCUUCUCAAUGGAGAAAAACAGUUUACUUCCUCGACGCUCGAUUGCAUCAAGAAAGAGCUGGAAUACACGACUCAAGAACUGCAAAUCUCCCGCGACAACGUUCAAAACCAAAAGCAGGAGUUUGAAAAGGAAAUCCAGCGCCUCUUGUUUGAUAACAGAGAAAUCAAGGACCAAUCGCGCAAAACCCAGCGAGAAUUGAGCAAAGAAAUCAACUCCCUGACCGACGAGCUGAAGGACGAACGCGACCGAAUCCACGAGCUCCAGAAAGAAAACAGAAAGCUCCGCCAAGAGAACAUCGAGCUGCAAACGAAGCUGACAAAGUUGGAGACCACGCGGGGGCGCAUUCGCCCCGAGAAUGUUGUCGAUAACGGAACGCAGGUGGAGGAUAAUUCCUUCACGAGAAAACGAGCUUUCGACUUUUACAUCGACGAGGUUCAACGAGAUGCGCAUAAACUUCUAGAGCGAGGCCGAAACAUGGAGCGAGAAGUCAGCGCAAAAGCCAUGGAAGCCGAGAGACGCAUCGUCUCCCAAUCCUCCAGCGCGAUCAGCCCAAUGAGUCCUCCAACUUCCCGCCGCGCUCAGCCGCCAGUUUCAGACGAGCCGCCAAGUGCAACGAGCAAUACGAAGCGAAAAUUCAGCUUCAAAAAGCUCUCGAUGACAAAGAAAUGA
This is a messenger RNA of Oikopleura dioica, 3147 nucleotides long. The record is from the annotation of a GenBank genome assembly. NCBI's taxonomy places the organism in Eukaryota, Metazoa, Chordata, Appendicularia, Copelata, Oikopleuridae.